Molecule: messenger RNA, 456 nt
Organism: Penaeus indicus
Lineage: Eukaryota; Metazoa; Arthropoda; Malacostraca; Decapoda; Penaeidae
Product: integumentary mucin C.1-like
Exons: 2
Coding region: 1-456 (151 amino acids)
Source: RefSeq, a predicted model, not a curated record
AUGGUCUUUACCACGCUUCUUACGAGGUGUACUCCAAUAGCUACUCGUAGUCCAGUAACUGCUGCUAGGUGGACUCCAGUAGCUGCUACUGCUCGUAGUCCAGUCAUUGCUGCUGGAAGACGUCCAAUCACUGCUGCUGGAAGACGUCCAGUCACUGCUGCUGGAAGACGUCCAGUCACUGUUGCUGGAAGACGUCCAGUCACUCCUGCUGGAAGACGUCCAAUCACUGCUGCUGGAAGACGUCCAGUCACUGCUGCUGGAAGACGUCCAGUCACUGUUGCUGGAAGACGUCCAGUCACUGCUGCUGGAAGACGUCCAGUCACUGCUGCUGGAAGACGUCCAGUCACUGUUGCUGGAAGACGUCCAGUCAUUGCUGCUGGAAGACGUCCAGUCACUGCUGCUGGAAGACGUCCAGUCACUGCUGCUGGAAGACGUCCAGUCACUGCUGCUGGUUGA